Messenger RNA from Rhododendron vialii, 802 nucleotides. RefSeq lists its product as uncharacterized. The transcript is spliced from 3 exons. The record is from RefSeq and is a predicted model, not a curated record. The coding region runs from base 93 to 632 and encodes 179 amino acids. Lineage: Eukaryota; Viridiplantae; Streptophyta; Magnoliopsida; Ericales; Ericaceae.
CAACUUGUUAAGCAUCAACCAAUCGUCUCAUCUCGCCUAGAUCCAGAAGAAAAAAACCGAAGUUGUGCGUUAUACUAAAAGUCACCAUCACCAUGGCGGGUCAGUGGGCGGCGACCAAACCUAGCCGGAGCGACGACGUUCUGGACGACAACGAACAAGCCAGAAUAGCUAAUCAGGUCAAAGCCCAGUUCGAUGCCAUCGCCCCAAAGCGACCCACCAAACCCAACCGCAGCGAGUCCGAUUCAACCGCACCACCCGCCCCUCCUUCCGACCAAGACGUCCCACUUCCCGAGUUCGAAAAGCUCCGAUCCCUCCAAUCCCAAUCUCAAGUUAUAUUUUCAGGUGCAAAUGCUGGCCAAGACGAGUUUGUAGAGACCCAGUACUACAAACAACUGGAUUCCGUUGACAAAGAACAUCACACGAUAGGAACUGGGUUUAUAAGGGUGAGUAGCAGCGGAGGAGGUGGAGAUGGGUGUGAUCUUCAAUUACUCAAUGGCUAUAAAAAUGGUGGAGUGAGAGACAUGGUUUACUUCAGAACAAACCCUGCGACCAACGACUGGAUUCCUAACAUCGAAGAAGACGAUCGGGUUACCUGUUCCUCUGCGAAGCCAAAUCGAAGCGAGAGUGGUUAGAUCCGGCCGGCAGAGAUGGGAAUUGUCGUGCUCCUAUCAAACUUGGUUGUCAUUUUUAUUUUUAAUAAUAAUAAUUACUGUAUUAAUUAAUGUUGUGUGCAUUAUUGGAAAGGCAACGGGUUAAGGGAUAAGGAUGAGUUUGGUGGAAUGAUUAAAAGAAUUACUAUGAA